AAACUCUUCUUCCGCUCUUCAGUUCCGCUCAUCGACAGUUUGACACCAUCAUCCUCAUCUUCAGUCUUCUUUCAUCGUCACCAUGGCUCACUGUAGGGAGUAGCAGCUGGCAAUCGCCGCCCACAGCGUAGUCCUCCGCUGCACGCUCCUCCAGAAGAUUAGACGAUUGAAACCCUAAAACAAUGAGAAUAGCUUUUACUUUCUGCUCGCGCAAUCUCCACCACCUAUGUCACACUAUCAAACACCGUAAUCACAUUAGCUCAAGCACCAAUGGUGUUAUCAACUCUCAGCUUCAAAAUUCUUUUGCUUCCAAGCUAAGGUUUUUCUCAUCGGCUGAAAAUGAAAGCCCUGGGAAGCUUGAACUUGCUUCCCAGCCUGAAGAAACCAGCUUAGCUCUACCAAAGAAAACUCAGCUACCACUUGAGGUUGAAGAUGUCAGCAAUACAGAGCUGAAAGGGUUGCUGCAAGACUACUUCAGCAAUGACAAAAAUGAUGUACUCCCCAAUAUCAUUGAAGCCAUUAUGAAGAGGAAAUUACACGGAAAGCAUGAUGACACUGAUGAUGAGUUAUUGGAAGAUUUCCGAAUGAACCGACUGGAACCUGUUGAUAAUGUUAAUGAUGAAGAAUUUGAAGAAGAUUUUGAAGAAGCCCAUUCAACGGACGAAGAUAUUGAUAACUUGUAUGAUGCAACAAAUAUUGUGACGAAGAGAAUGGGACAAGAUGAGUAUUUCAACAUGGAUGAAAGAAAAUGGGAUGAUAUGAUUAGAGAGGCUGUUGCACAUGGACAUCUCAAGGAUACCAAGGAGUGUGAAGAAAUCUUAGAGGACAUGCUUCACUGGGAUAAGCUUCUACCUGAUGAGAUUAAGAUGAAGGUUGCUGAAAGGCUUGAUGAGAUAUCUGACAUGGUUGAAAAAGGUGAGCUUGAAGCUGAAGAAGGUUAUAAAUUGUACAAGGAGUUUGAGGAUCAAAUGGUUCUAGAAUGUACUAAACAUGCGGAGAAGGAGACUCUGCAAUUUGAUGGGUCUUCCAUUGCUGAUACGAAAAAGGAUGUGGAUGACCCACCUGGUGAGGGGCCAAUUCUUAGGUGGCAAACUAGGGCAGUUUUUGCUCCAGGUGGUGAUGCAUGGCACCCAAAGAACAGAAAGGUGAAAUUGGCUGUCACAGUCAAGGAGCUUGGUCUUUCCAAGCAUCAGUUUCGCCGCUUGAGAGAAUUGGUUGGAAAACGUUACCAUCCUGGUAGAGAUCAACUUACUAUCACGAGUGAAAGGUUUGAGGAUCGUGAGGAGAACAGAAAAGAUUGCCUUAGGACUCUAUUAUCCUUAAUUGAGGAGGCUGGCAAAGCAAAUAAAUUAGUAGCAGAUGCUCGUGCUGCAUAUGUGAAACAGAGACUGAAAAUGAAUCCACAAUUCAUGGCGAGAUUGCAUGCAAAGACUUCUAUGAUGAAAUCUACCUUUUAAUAUGCACGACACAUCAAAAGCAUAUUACCUUCUGUCCUUCGGCAAAAGAUCCACUCCUCUGACAAGAAGCUUCAACACUCCGAUAGUCCAAUAGUUCAGCAUAUUACCUUCUGUCCUUGGAGACAAGUAUACAUUUUUUUUCCAACAUUUAACUAUUUGUUUAUAUUUUGUUAUUGAUUUUCCAUCAUGCUUACUGACAUAGGCAUGAAUAUAAUGAUUAUUAAAGUAGUUAGAUGGUAUUUUGUGCUUAGUAUAUUUUAAUUUAAAUUGAUUUAACAUUGACAAACAACUAUUUCUUUUGGCUAAACAUUUUGCAUUCCAUUGGUCGAAUUUAUAUAACUAAGAUAAUGAUUAUAAGACCGUGUUAAUGAUUUCACUUCCAG
Cuscuta epithymum is the source of this 1840-nucleotide messenger RNA. Lineage: Eukaryota; Viridiplantae; Streptophyta; Magnoliopsida; Solanales; Convolvulaceae. The record is from the annotation of a GenBank genome assembly.